AUCAACCCAUAUUGGAGGACUUGGCCUCUUGAUUCGGGAACAAGUUCGACCCAGUCUGAGAUAAGCAUGACAGCCGAUGAUUUAUGCCACAACGAGGACAUAACGCCCCCCCAUUGAUUCAUUCAUUCACUCUUGACCCAAAACGGAAACGCCUAAUGCCUUGGUCAUGACACAUCACCAAUCAAUCAUGUUGUAGCUUGGGGGGAGUCAAACUAAAACCCAUAUAUUGAGGGGAUUGAGUACUUAAGAAAUUUCCUCCAAGAGGGUCACCUAGGCGUCAAACAACGAGGAUAUAACACUCCUGUCCCAUCUCAAUUUCCACAUGCAAGGAUUAUUAUUAUAGACCAAAAAACCUAAUUGAUUCAUUCGCUCUAAAACCCUAAACCUAAACACCUAGUCUUGCUAAGAACAUUCAAUGAUCUCUUCAUCACCGAAGAACCCACUCAAUUUUACAUCCAAAUUCAAAUUUCUUUUCAACUCAUUCUCUUCUCGCUCAGCCAAAUCCAAUUUCAACGAAGAACAACAACUACCAUCCAACGCCAUCGACCGAAUCGUUCUCCAAUUCCGCAAUUUAUCUGAUCAAAACGAUGAUGAACCAAUCCGAACCCUACUUCCAAAUUACUUUUUGCACCGUCAAUGGAUUCGCUCCGACGAGUCGGUUAUUCCGUCGGAGGAGGUGGAACAUAAAUUAUUGAAGAAGAAGAAGAAGAAUGAAGUAACUGUGCCGUGUUUGGAGAAAGAAGAACUUAGUCGAUUGCGAACAAUGGGAAUUCAUCUGAAGCAGAAAAUCAGUAUCCCAAAAUCUGGCCUCACGCGUUCUGUGCUUCAAAGAAUCCAUCAUCAGUGGAAUACCAAUGAGUUGGUGAAGCUCAAAUUUCACCAGCAACUUGUUCAGAAUAUGAAUCUUGCUCAUAACAUCGUGCAGCGGCGAACUGGAGGAUUAGUUAUUUGGAGGUCAGGAAGUGUUAUGUGGGUGUAUCGUGGUAAGAGUUAUCAAGGGCCAACAAAUGGGAACCAACAUGAAUCAAAGGGAGGUGAUGAAAAGAGUGAGUCAGUUGUGUUGAAUCAACAACAGCCUGAAAACAUGACGCCAGAGGAGGCAGAGUUCAACCGGAUGCUUGAUGAUUUCGGUCCCCGUUUUGUUGACUGGUGGGGUACAGGAAUACUUCCCGUUGAUGCUGAUUUGCUCCCCCCUACGAUUCCCGGUUACAGAACUCCGCUUAGGAUUCUUCCUGCUAGAAUGCAUCCGCGACUUACCAACGAUGAGCACACGAAAAUGCUGAAACUUGCCAAAGCUCUUCCUUGUCAUUUUGCCCUGGGGAGAAAUAGAAAUCUUCAAGGCCUGGCAUGUGCUAUUCUUAAGCUGUGGGAGAAAAGUUUGGUCGCAAAGAUUGCUGUCAAGCUUGGUGUCCAGAAUACAAAUAAUGAACUGAUGGCUCUGGAACUGAAGAAAUUAACAGGAGGUACCUUACUGCUAAGGAAUAAAUAUUACAUCUUAAUAUAUCGCGGAAAAGACUUCAUUCCAACCAGUGUGGCUGCCAUUUUAUCUGAAAGACAGGAGAAUGUGCAAUGCAGAGCUGUUGAUGUAUCUGGGGAAGAUGAAACAUCUGCACAAGCAGGAUCAAUGGCUGAGUUCAAUGAGGCUCAAGCACUCUGUGGAAGGGAAAUUUCUACUGAAGAAUGUGAGAAGAUGAUGAAAGAGGCUGCUGAAGCCACAAAUGUUAGGCUUAUGAAAAAAAUUGAACGUAAACCAGCUGUUAUACAUGAACAUACCGACACCAAGAAGUCAAGAGCAGAAAAACUAUUAGCUAAAAUUGAUUCAUCUAUGGUUCCAGUUGGUCCUGAUAAUAGGAGGGAAACAAUCACAGAUGAAGAACGUGUUAUGUUCCGUGUGGUUGGUUUAAGACUGAAGGUAUACUUGCAACUUGAUACACUUGGUGUUUUUGAUAGUGUCAUUGAGAAUAUGCAUUUGCACUGGAGGCAGCGAGAACUUGUUAAAUUAAUAACAAAGCAAAAGAGCCUUGCUUUUGUUGAAGAAACGGCUAGUUUACUGGAAUACAAGAGUGGUGGAAUACUUGUAGCAAUAGAUAGACUUCCCAAAGGAUUCUCUCUUAUCUACUAUCGUGGAAAGGAUUAUAAGCGGCCCAUUACUCUACGACAUAGGAACCUUUUGACGAAGACAAAAGCAUUGCAACAUUCAAUAUCCAUGCAACGACAUGAGAGUGAAGGUGAAGAAUCUGAUGGUAAUGGUGGUGGUUUUGAUGAUACGGAAGACAAUGAUUGGGAUGAUGAGAAUUCCAAAGUUUUGGACACAAAAUGAUGGGUGUCCUCUAGAAGGCAGAUUGAAGUAUUUGCAUAAUAAUAAUGCCUAGGUUCUUAUCUAUGUUAACUUGCACAUGUUAAUGCAUACGUGAACAUAUCAAUACACUACAUAUAAUAUAUGUAUCUAAAUAUUUUUAGCCAUUUUAAAAUCGGACCGAAGCAGACAAUUCGCAA
This is a messenger RNA of Medicago truncatula (barrel medic), 2496 nucleotides long. RefSeq names its product CRM-domain containing factor CFM3, chloroplastic/mitochondrial. The record is from RefSeq and is a predicted model, not a curated record. Bases 416 to 2320 code for a protein of 634 amino acids. Gene Ontology annotation, molecular function: mRNA binding. The transcript is spliced from 8 exons. Lineage: Eukaryota; Viridiplantae; Streptophyta; Magnoliopsida; Fabales; Fabaceae. Gene Ontology annotation, biological process: RNA splicing, via transesterification reactions.